AUGAUUGCUACCUUUGUCGUUUCUACGUGGGAAAAGCUUGACUGGCUUCUAAAGGAACAAAUUCAUGCAUUCUUGCACGGCCACAUAAAAGAUGGAUUUGGAUCACAUCAAGUUAAUGAUGGUGGCGUUUUUAGUACUGCCAUGACUGCUGCUAUCACUGAUGACAUAUAUGACUAA
This is a messenger RNA of Dovyalis caffra, 177 nucleotides long. The record is from the annotation of a GenBank genome assembly. NCBI's taxonomy places the organism in Eukaryota, Viridiplantae, Streptophyta, Magnoliopsida, Malpighiales, Salicaceae.